This is a messenger RNA of Cynocephalus volans (Philippine flying lemur), 2475 nucleotides long. RefSeq names its product KRAB box domain containing 4 (gene KRABD4). Bases 160 to 624 code for a protein of 154 amino acids. Lineage: Eukaryota; Metazoa; Chordata; Mammalia; Dermoptera; Cynocephalidae. Gene Ontology annotation, biological process: regulation of DNA-templated transcription. The record is from RefSeq and is a predicted model, not a curated record. The transcript is spliced from 6 exons.
CACACCGGCCGUUGUCUCCGCCCCCGAGGUUCCGGGCCUGCGCGGGGAAGUACCCGGGAGCGGGAGAGUCAGAGCGCAUAACUGACACCGCUGACCACCAACUUCUGACUCCAGCUAAUCUGCGUCCGGGCUUCCUCAGCCUACAGAAGACUCAUUUUAAUGCCUCAGGAGGAGUUCUCCCUCCUUUGUCCGGAGCUGAACAGGAUGGCCAUGUCCCAGGAGUCAUUGACCUUCAAGGAUGUGUUUGUGGACUUCACCCUGGAGGAGUGGGAGCAACUGGACUCUGCACAGAAGAACCUCUACAGGGAUGUCAUGCUUGAGAACUACAGCCACCUGGUGUCUGUGGGGUAUCUAAUUGCCAAACCAGAUGUGAUCUUCAGGUUGGGACAAGGAGAAGAGUCCUGGGUGGCAGACAGAGGAAGCCCAAUGCGGAGCUGUCCAGAAGUCGGGCAAGUUGAUGAGCAGAUAGAUAACUACAAGGAAAGCCAAGACAAAUCUCUGUGGCAAGAUGAAUUCAUAGACAAAGAAACACUGAAGGAUGAAAGUGGUGAAGAAUGCAGAACAUGUAGAAAAAUCAGUUAUCUGAGCACAGACUUUGUUUCUAUAAGUCAAAGACUUCCUUAAUAUUACUUAUGGGAAAGGUGUUCAAAACAUAAUUACAUAAUUUAAACUUUCUUAGUGAGAAUAGAAGCUUUCUUAGUAAGAAAGAAAGAUGGUGGAUGUAAAGCAUAUUGGAAAUUAUGCCUCAAUUCUAAUCUUGAUAAAGAUCAACCUGCAGAGAAAUUCUUUGAACCUAAUCAAUGUGGGAAAGCUCCCCACCAUAAGUGAGCUCUUAAAAGAGAAUUCAAACUGGAGAGAAACUGUAUGAAUGUACUGAAUGUGGAAAAGUAUCCAAAAAGCAAACUUUGUUGUACAUCAAAGAACUCACACUGGAGAGAAGCCUUAUCAGUGCUGUGAAUGUGCAAAAGCCUUCAGCCGGAAGUCAACUGUCAUAGCACACCAGAGAACUCAUACAGGGGAGAAGCCCUAUGAAUGCAGAGAAUGUGGGAAAACCUUUAUCCAGAAGGCACCACUCAUUAAACAUCAGAGAAUUCAUACUGGAGAGAGACCCUAUAAAUGCAGUGACUGUGAGAAAACCUUCAGUAGGAAGUCAACUCUCAUUAAACAUCAGGAUUGAUACAGGGGAGAAACCUUAUGAAUGUAGUGAAUGUGGAAAAUCUUUCAGUGUAAAAUCAACUCUCAUUGUACAUCACAGAACUCAUACAGGAGAGAAACCCUAUGAAUGCAGAAACUGGGAAAGUUUUCAGUGGGAAGACAUCUCAUUAAACAUCAGAAAACAUUUAGGAGAUAAAAUCUAAAACCUAUGAAUUAACCUUCAAAUGGGAUAACUUUAUUCCUUAGUUAUACAUUGUUAUACUUUGCAUCAAACAAUUCAUUGAGGGUAAUCAUGUAAAUCUACUGCACAUCAGAAAGCCUUCAGAUAUUCUGCCUUCAUUAGAUUUAAGAAAACUCAAAGUUAUAAUAUUCAAAGCAUGUAAUAAACAUGGUAAAUUCUUUGCCCAGGAUUUUUAAUACAUUCUACAUCAAAUAAUUUAUGAAGGGUCAAAACCAUGAAUAUAGCAAAAGUUGGGAAGCCUUUAGAAAGAAGUUAAAUGUAAUUUUAUAUCACAGCACUUAUGUUCAGGAGACAUUAUAAAUUUAAUAAGUUGGAGAACCCAUUUUUCCUACAUAUUAUGAGGAAAGUCAUGUUCCAAAUAUAUCCUCAUACAUUUUAGAGAAAAGAUCACAGGUUUUAACCAAGCACUCAGUAAUAAAUUAUACACAUAUUCUCUGCAGAAUAGGUUAUAAAGCUUUCAAAAGUAUACAGUUCAUAAUCAGGAGGACAGAAGAAAAACAUUAAUUCUUGCUAGGCCAGUCUCCUAGGUUAAUCUGUAAACAGAUGAUCCCAAAACAAUUUGAGAGAAAAUGAGCCAGUAGGAUCCCCAAACAAAAGGAAUCCAAGUAGGAGAACUUACACAUACAUUUUAUCUGUUAUCAGUGCAAAAAAAAAAGUGGAAACACCUUAGGGAGAAAGGUUAUACCCUUCUGCCUUUCCCAGAACAGUGGUAACAAUUUAUUAUUAUGUUCUCUCUUGAGAAGAAGUAAUUAUCAUUUCCUAUAAGAGCAGUAUUAAUUGAAAUAAAAAUAAGCAACUUGAAUAUCCAAAGAUAAGUAAUUGAGUGACUAUUGAUACAUUCAUAAGUUGGAAUAAUGCUGUCAUUAAAGUAUCUUAAGAAUUUUGGGAAAGAUGGUAAACUAAGUAGAGAUUAUAAAACUGAUGUGGGUCGUAAAAUGACAUAUAUAAGAAAGAUAUACACCGUUACAAUUCCUAUGUCUGGGUUGUGGGAAUAUAGGCAAGUUUUUGAUUAGUAAAAAAUUAUUUUAUCUAUGUGUUUAUCUUCACAUGUGGAGAGAAACAUACAGAGAAAAAAGCUA